Paramisgurnus dabryanus is the source of this 2914-nucleotide messenger RNA. It is a transcript of the gene abhd5a, whose product is annotated as abhydrolase domain containing 5, lysophosphatidic acid acyltransferase a. Gene Ontology annotation, molecular function: lysophosphatidic acid acyltransferase activity; carboxylic ester hydrolase activity. Gene Ontology annotation, cellular component: mitochondrion; lipid droplet. Gene Ontology annotation, biological process: positive regulation of triglyceride catabolic process; negative regulation of triglyceride storage; phosphatidic acid biosynthetic process. Lineage: Eukaryota; Metazoa; Chordata; Actinopteri; Cypriniformes; Cobitidae. The record is from RefSeq and is a predicted model, not a curated record.
UACGACGUAGACCUUACAGAUUUGAUUCGCGAAUCGGUGUAAACGAAUCGGACAUACUAGACGCGUUGAAUCAGUCGAAUGUCAAAGAAGAACAACAGAAAGUGUGUGGUGGUGGAGUCAUGGCAGAUCAGGCAGUGUUAGCGGACACGGGACUGACACAGCGUGUACUGAUGUUUCUCGGUAUUCAUAGUCUCUUCUUCAAUGUUUUCAGUUUCUUGGACAAGACAGUGAGAUCAUGGUGGAUAACCAAUUGGCUGCCAUCCUGGUGCCCAACAUCUCAAAGUCAACUGAAGGAGGCAGAGGAGAGGAUGCUACAGCACAUCAGAAGCAAGUUCUUCAAACAGUUCGUCAACAUAUCUGACAACAACAUGUUGUGGACAUUGGUGUUUAAGGGGCCCAUGGAAAGUAAAACGCCUCUUGUGCUGCUGCAUGGAUUUGGUGGAGGUGUGGGACUUUGGGCCUUGAACCUGGACUCUCUCUCUCAGCAAAGGCCUGUUUAUGCUCUUGACCUGCUGGGUUUUGGCCAAAGCAGCAGACCUCACUUCAACACGGAUGCCCGGGAGGCUGAGCUCCAGUUUGUGGAGUCUAUUGAACAGUGGAGGGAGAAACUGGGCCUGGAGAGCAUGAUUUUACUGGGCCAUAACCUGGGAGGAUAUCUUGCUUGCUCCUAUGCAAUUUCAUACCCUACCAGGGUAAAGCACUUGAUUCUGGUGGAACCAUGGGGGUUUCCAGAGCGCCCUGAACCCGGAGACCAAGACAGACCCAUUCCUGUGUGGAUCAAAGCUUUGGGGGUAAUGCUGACCCCAUUCAACCCCCUUGCCGGUCUCCGGCUGGCUGGACCUUUAGGUCCCACACUUGUGCACACUCUGAGACCGGACUUCAGAAAGAAAUUUGCCGCUGUGUUUAAUGACAGUACAGUCACUGACUAUAUCUACCAUCUGAAUGUUCAAAGCCCAAGUGGUGAAACAGCCUUUAAAAACAUGACCAUUCCGUAUGGCUGGGCAAAGAGGCCUAUGCUGCAGAGAAUUGGCCUGAUUCACAGCGACAUCCCCAUUACUGUGAUCUAUGGCUCACGCUCCAGCAUAGAUGGCCACUCCGGCAAUUCAAUCAAAGAAAUGAGGCCAAACUCCCAUGUAGAGAUCAUUGCCAUUCGAGGUGCAGGACACUAUUUGUAUGCAGACCAGCCAGAGGAUUUCAACCAGAAGGUACUUCAUAUCUGUGAAACACUAAACUGAAGUCCUUACUUUUUGGAACUAUGUCAAGUCAAACGUGGCAUUGUACAGACGUUCAGUAUAUCUACAUAUCAGGGAAACUUUAUGAUGCCAGUAUCAGCUCGACAGGAUCAUCUCUAUUGCAUCACGAAUUCAAGCUAAACUGGAUUUGGAAACCUGAUGUUUGUUUUGCACCACUACUAAAAAUGGAAAACAUAUUUUUAUAUGUGACAUAUAAUUUUGAAUACAAGAACCAUAUGUUUAUUUCUAAAAUAUUGUUUGCCUUAGGUUGUAAUUACGUAUACGCACAUACACACACAUAAUAUUACAAUGGGAUAAAACUGGAUAAUAUUUAUUUGUGGCACUGAGCUUUAUCAUAUACUAGCUUUAUUUAAAUACAGUUCAAAGAAUGGACAAUAUAUUUGAGAUUAGGAGUAUGAAAGUUUCAUUUCAAUCAUUGAUUUCAAUAUUGGACAUGACUUUACUCAGUCAAUAUUAAAGAUAUCAAGGCUGAUAAAAUGUACCUUAUAUUAUGAAGGAUGAUCUGUUAAAAAAAACAACCACAGUAAAUCACAAAUUACUUUGUGACUGGGUCACAUAUAAUUCAGAGCUAUUACAGAUGUUAGUUAACUUAAAUUAAUUUAAAUGUCAGGCACAAUUAAAUGUGAUCAUAAAAUCAGUCAUUUUAAUAUUUUCAUAGAUUUUUCAUAGAUUUUAAAUUGCAUAUUUUAUUGUUUAUAAAUUGUAAUUGUAACAGCAUUGAUUGUGUUUUUUUCUACCUCAUGCAAUUGGUAUAUAUAUUUUUUGAGUGAUUAAUAUCAGGAGCGAGGCAGAUAAAAUAUGUACCUUACAUGUAUUAUAGCAGUUUGUUACUUUAAAGGGGACAUAUCAUGAAAAUCUGACUUUUUUUCAUGUUUAAGUGCUAUAAUUGGGUCCCCAGUGCUUCUAUUAACCUAGAAAAUAUAAAAAAAGAUUGACCCAGUAACUUAGUUUUGGUAAACCAUUUUCUGCAAGCAUGUGAAGAAAUAGGUCAUUGAAAUUUAUCUCCCCUUGUGAUGUCAGAAGGGGAUAAUACCGCCCAUUAAUCUGCACUAUCCAACCACAGCACUGCCAUUUAGUGCAGAUAUCAGCUCAUUUGCAUUUAAUAGGACGCACCCAAAAACGACACAUUUUUGCUCACACCUACAAAGUGGUAAUUUAAACAUGUUAUAAUAAAUGAUCUAUAUUUUAUUUUGAGAUAAAACUUUACAUAUGUACACUGGGGACACCAAACAUUUAUUUGACAUCUUAAAAAGUCUUGUGAAAUGUCCCCUUUAAACUGUAUGGCAACGUUUGGUUUAGUGCCUGGAAAUCUUUCUAGAAGCUGCAAUAUGAAUAUUUGUAUCAAUGUCGUCUGUGUGAUUGCAAACUAUAUUGUCAUGUUCACCUGCAGACUGUAGAUACAUUUCUCAUUUUAAAGAUUUUAUUGAGCCUUUGGUCACAGUCUGCAGAGUGAAUGCUACAAUGUGCCAUAUAUUAAAGUAUUGCUAUGGUAAUUCUUAUUAAGUGGCACAAUUUCAAGAUUAUUAAACAGCGAUUGCAAUUCAGCACUUGGUUGAUAUUUCUCAAACAAUCCUGGCUGGGGUUUGCUGUACGCAAAACCAAAAAUAUUAAACUUCUGUUCUGGUUAACACUUUACAAUAAGGUUGUAUGUGUUAACAUUA